Molecule: messenger RNA, 1047 nt
Organism: Papilio xuthus (Asian swallowtail)
Lineage: Eukaryota; Metazoa; Arthropoda; Insecta; Lepidoptera; Papilionidae
Source: RefSeq, a predicted model, not a curated record
GAAAAUCCAAACUAAUAAUAAAGGUAGAAAUUCAACCAACAGUAAUUACAGGCGUUUUUAAAUCGGAACCAAACAAAAGCUGUUACAUCUUAGAAGCGUCCCGUCCGUAUCAAUAGAAGUCAGUUUUCAGUGCCUAUACCUACUCUUUGCCCUUUCUUUUGAAGUUUGAAAAUUCUUUUUCGGUGAGCAAUGAGCAUUGUUGUUUUUGGAGUAUUAAGACUAGAGGUUAUAAUUAUGCAGUGAAAAUUGUCUUGUUAAAUUAAUGUUAUCUGAUAUACUUGGGCUAUAGAAAUUUUAAUUAUACUAUUAUGGCUUCGAUUUCAAUGGCUCCGGCACCGGGGAUGCAGCAGAUUGACCUGUCAAAGCUGAAUAUUGGACAGUUGGCUCAACUUAAACAGCAAGUGGAUCAUGAUCUUCAAGUCUUCCAAGAGUCUUUACAAGCGCUAAAGAUAGCACAAGGCAAAUUUGUGGACUCCGGGGAAACUGUUGAGAAGCUAACUCCGUCUACAAAGGGGAAGACCAUCCUCGUUCCUCUGACUAGCUCUAUGUAUGUGUCUGGAACAAUAGCAGAUACUGAAAAUGUUAUUAUUGAUAUUGGAACUGGAUACUAUGUGCAAAAAGAUAUUGAUGGAGCGAAAGAUUAUUUCAAACGGAAAGUUGCGUUUGUAACAGAACAGAUGGAAAAAAUCCAAGUUUUAGGUAUAGAGAAGACAAAAGUAAAGGAUGCUAUUUGCAUGAUGAUGGAAAUGAAAUUGCAAGCGCAGGCUGAGACCCAGAAAGCCUCAUCAUCAUAAUAUUUACUGAGAAAACUUAAAUGCUUUUAUUUAACACUUUGUUAGUCUAACAAACUACAGUCGACAGUUAAAUGUGGUUUAGUUGUAACUCAAGUCAAGAUAACCUUAGCACUAGUAUUGAGUUGAAAGUCGAUUUUCUGAUUAUUCAUAUUUAUUUAAUAUUAUUCUUUGAAAAUGAACUGCUCAACACCAUGUCAAGUUUUAUUAUCACAAUAACAUAAUUUUGUUAAAAAUCAAAAAUUAUUAAAAUUAA